AAACAGAAUCCCAACUGCGGCGUGUAGUGGCGUCAUCACGAAGGAACACUGGAGUGCUUUUUCCCAAAGGGCAUUGCAGCAGAGAAUUCUGCGGGGCCUGACAGAUCGCCUGUUUCUAAAGUCCCUUCAGGUCCACGAAGCAUCGCUGCCGUUAGAAUAACUCCUGUGAAGACCAUGAAAAGCUCCCCCGACCUCAUGCCUGCCUCAGAUAUGGACCCCUCCAAAGUGUGUAAGGGGAGGGGCGUCGUGACCUUGAGGGCAACUCUUGUUCACAUCGAUGAUGAUGAUGAGAUCAGUACUCCUGGCACACACGCGCAACAAGCAGCACAGAGUCCAUCACCAGAAGAAGAUGGUUGUGUUCCUGACAGCAAUGGGGACAGCUCGGGAGUUGGUUUGGACGUGAAGGGCAGUCAAACGCCUAAUUUACCCACAGACAACAAAACCCUUUCAGAGGGGGGGAUAGCAGAAGGUAUUGAGGAGUCUCUGCUCACAUCAUCAAGAAAGGCCUCCUCCACUUACCCCUCCACCACCUUCGUAAACCCAACGAUUGUUCUUCUGCAGCACAACAGGGAUCCCACACCAGAAAGGGGCGCUGAUUCAGAGACAGGAAGUGCCAAGGUGCUGGACAGAGAUUCAGUGAAAGCUCCACAGAGUCACCACACAGAGAUGGAUGGCAAGCGAAUGAGGCUGUCACUGCACGCAUCUGGCAUCCGCCCACUGGAAGACAUUGGUGCUCCUGUGCGUAAUACCGAAAGGUCCAAAGACUGGUAUAAGAACAUGUUUAAACAGAUUCACAAAGUUCCAGAGGUUCCUGAGGAAAAUCCUUACCGCCCCACCUACAUAUUUCCAGAAACCAAUGACAGGCCAAUGAAAAUACGAGAUGAUGGAUAUUCCACCCCUGUGUAUUCAGAGGACAGCGGGAAAGCCGUGCCUCGCUCAAAGAGUGCAGCUGACAUUGGCAGGACUGACCCCCGGGGCAGCUCGCUGUCCAAGAUGCCCGUCCCUGCCCGUUCGUCAUCGCUUAGACCCUCCACUGAAAGGAAAGAUUGGGAGCCUCCCGACAGGAAGGUAGACACCAGGAGAUACCGCGCAGAGCCCAGGAGCAUCUUCCAGUAUGAACCGGGGAAAUCGUCUGUGCUGAGGGUGGAGAGAACGACACAGGAUAGUCCAGAAGAUAUAGAUUUAGAGAAUGAACCUUGGUAUAAAUUCUUUUCAGAGAUGGAGUUUGGAAAACGGAGUGCCCCCUCUUUCAGCCCUCUGGAAACACCCACCGACCUCAAGCAAUAUUCUUCAUGUGAACCCAACCACAGUGAGGUGGUGAAGGAUGGCGAAACGGCCGCCAGCGAGCCAGCAGCCGCUGACAGCGACCGCCACAUUUACAAAAGCGUCCUGGAAGGCGGUGACAUUCCCCUGCAGGGGCUCAGGGCUCUGAACAAGCGCCAUCCAAGCUCGUCUUCCUCUAAAGUGGACCAUAAAGGUGGGAAUGGCUACAUAAUUUCACCUUCUUCCUCUGUAAAUAGCCCAUCAGUUCUUGCCAGUAGUUCGCUUGGUUACCCGUGUAAGAAUAAGAAGCCUUUAUCUGCCGCCAAAGCCUGCCUCCCUGAAAUCCUGCCCUCCAAGUUCAAACCCAAGCUGCUGCCCUCGAGCGGCGAAGCUCGGGAAGUGAAAGCGGAACCCGCGAGGCGCCCGAAGGCGCACAGCUGUGAGGACCUGCGGGAUGGUGGGAGCAGGGGAACGCCCUUGAGCCAGGGAGGGCCAAACCCUGACGCCAAGGCCGAGAGGAGGGCGGGCAGUGCCAACGGCCUGCCGGAGUGCGGCGCCAGCAGCCCCACUUGGAGGACCACGGCGGAGUUCACCGCCAUGUACAGGACCAUGCACCACAUCCGCCGGCCGGGCUCGGAGGGCUCCAGUCCCCGUGGGAGUGUGCGCAGUCUGGCCUCGCUGUUUGAGAGGGAGGGCUGCGGGGGGGUGGAGAAGGGGGAGGGCGAGGAGCCAGGGACUGUCCCCCGGCACGCCGUUUCCUCCCGAGUGACGGAGUUUGAGCAGAUCAUCCAGCGCUCCUGCUCCAUGCCCACGCUGCACAGCGGCCCCGUCCCCGGCCCCGCCCCUUCCUACAUGACCUCUGCUGUCUCUGCCGAGUCCUUGCUCAUGACAGAUCCGCCUGCAAGGGAGGACCCGCCUGUGGUGAAAGAGGACUCGGUGUCCGGGAGUGAGGUGGCAGAGGAGUUGCCGUCGUCGGAGUUCAGCGACAACACGAGGGCUGAGUCUCCCCCAGGGACGGAGACGGAGGUAGACCACAGCUGCUCCCAUGCCUCAGCCAAUAGCUCUUCCCCCUGCACCACAGCCACGCCUAUCCUGCACCACCCCCAUCUUCACCACCAACACAAGCCCAGCAAGUGCAAAGGGACCUGCCCAGCUUCCUACACCCGAUUCACCACUAUCCGCCGCCAUGAGAAGCAGCAGGCCCUGGCCCAACGAGACAAGCAGGCCGUGCCAGACAGAAAGAAAGCCUUUCCUGGGAGUCUGUUCCUCAUGGGACCAGCACCCUUUCGCUUGAAAAAAACGCUACUCAGUCAACAAGUGAAAAAGACUACGGCUUUUUCAGCCACAAAAGCCACAGCAAGCAGCCUCAAGCUGCCCCUCUCAGAAAACAGCAACUCCUGUGUCUCAGGCGACCCAAAGCCACUUAUCCCGCAGCGCAUGUCUUCCCUGGAGGUUCUGGAGAGGCUGAGCAAUGGGGAGGGUUCCCCGUCAUCCCCAGCGCCUGGCUGCCAACGUCUCCUUAACGGCGGCCAUGUUGGGUUGGCCCAGGACAGCCUGGACUCCAACAGAAAUGUCCUGCAUCCGAUGGCGCCGCACCACCGAGAUUCUGAUUCUCCACGCCACUUCGGUGACCACACUGAAAACACAGAGGAAGCUCUCCGGAGGCGGUAUGGGGAUAAAGAGAAAAUUCUGGAAGAGCAGAGACGUCUGAAGCGGGAGCAGGAGGAGGCAGACACCGCAUCCCGGCGACACACCAGUCACUUCCUCACACACCACCAGUUCAUCACCAAUGAACGAUUCGGAGACCUGCUCAACAUCGACAACACCGAGAAGCGGAAGUCCGGCUCAGAGAGGACACCUGCCCUGGCCAAAUUUGACUUCAAAGCUGAAACAUUAAAGGAGUUACCUUUUCAAAAAGGAGACAUUGUGUACAUCUGUCGACAGAUCGAUCAGAACUGGUAUGAAGGAGAGCACCAUGGCAGAGUGGGGAUUUUCCCUCGAAGUUACGUGGAGCUCCUGCCACCUACAGAAAAGGCCCAGCCAAAGAAGCAAGCCCCGGUCCAGGUGCUGGAGUACGGCGAAGCCCUGGCCCGUUUCAACUUCACUGGGGACACAGCAGUGGAGAUGUCUUUCAGAAAGGGGGAGCGGAUAACGCUAAUCCGCCGUGUGGAUGAAAACUGGUAUGAGGGUAAAAUCGCCGGCACUAAUCGCCAGGGCAUCUUCCCUGUCACCUACAUCGAGGUGCACAAACGGCCAAGGGUCAAGAACGGUGUGGAUUACCCUGACCCUCCCAUCAGCCAGUCGCCAAGUCGCAGCAGCAACGCCUCCCCACAGCCCCUUCGAAACCGUCUGACCACUGCCCCCCUCCCCCUGCCCCGCUCCGACCGGCGCUCCGUGUCCCCUGAGAUGCACGCCAUCUCCUCUGAAUGGAUUUCUCUGACCAUGGGGACUGGCUGCAGCCCCCCUGCGGCCCCGACACCCCCCCUGCCCCCUCCGCCCUCUGUCUCCUACCGCUGGGGAGAGUACCUCCCACCCUCCCUCUCCGCCAGCCCCACCCCUCCCGUCAGCAGCAGCCCCUACCUCGUGUCCCCCGCCGCCUCGCCCUCUGCCUCCCCCCUGCCUCCGCCCCACCCUCCCCGGCCCAGUUCGGCCACUCCCUACCUUACCUUCACCCCUCCCCAGGGGGAGGAGUUUCUGCUGUCCCCGCCCUCGCCCCGCCUCUCCCGCAGCCUCAGCCCCUGCGGUGGAGCGGGGUUGGAGGGCUGGCUGGGGGCAACGAACCCCCUGAGCAGCCUCCUGGGGGAGGGGGCAGAGCUGGACAGGGGGAGCGAACGGGAGGCUCUGGGGGAGUUGGCCAGCACCCCAGGAGAGCUGGUGAAGAAUGAAAGUGAUUACCAGGGAAGAUCCUCCAGGAGUCCUGUUAUGCUAUUUGACAUCCAGGAUAAUGUGGUGAAUGCCAACUCAUUUGCGGAGGCGGUGUGCAAGGAGAUCAUGAACAUCGCCGAGACAUCGGUGCGGUACUGCAGCACCCUCUCCCGUCCACCUGAGUCUGUGCGCAAACUGCCCUCCCACCCCAGUAAACAGUCUCUCAUCGUUUCCCAGCAACCUCAGUCACACAGCAGCAGCCCUGAGCCCAGCCGCCCCAGCUGUGGAGUUUUCCAGGCCCUGUAUAGCUAUGUACCACAGAACGAGGAUGAGCUGGAGCUGCGGGAGGGAGAUCUGGUCAACGUCAUGGAGAAAUGUGAUGAUGGCUGGUUUGUCGGUACCUCCAGAAGAACAAAAGAGUUUGGCACUUUCCCAGGGAACUAUGUGAAGCCUGUUAAUUUGUAAACACUGUAGACUGUACAGCCUCUCUGAAUGCAUUCUACUCACAUCCCUUGGCUCCCUGAUGAGCUUGGAAAACAAAUCAAUAUAUUUGCGCUAGAGGUGUUUUGCAAAUUGUCUCUUGGCCAGGUGAACGCAAAGGUUUGGGUAUGUGAAAAAUGAGGUGCGAGAUUCUUCUGUGGUGCAGAAGUUAUUUCUGAUAGGAGAGAAAAGGAGAAAGAGAGAAAGAAAGAGAGAGAGAGAAAAACCACAGAUUCACUGCCCAAACUCUCCUGUAUGGUGGGCCCCUCUGCCAUGCUCUUCAUUCUGCAGGCACACAGGAUAUUUUAACAGUGUUGUGAGAAUGUUGUGAGAAUGUUAGCUGAGUACGUUGGCUGGUGUCUCCCCAGCUGUCCAUCACAAGCCCCUCAGUUAUGAGAAAGCCUAUAUAAAUUGAAGUCUUGCCAUAUUGUUUACAUGAAUACAAGCACAGUUACAAUACAGGCUACCUUGUCAUGUCACAGUACAGUUAUUGAAGAUAGUAAUACUUCAUAGAUGUUACAGUGGUGUUUAGAUUCAAAUUUUCCAACUUUUUUGACUGAUUUUAUGAAAAUACCUUUAUCUUUACUCACAUUUUAACAUUCAUCUAGUGGGAGUAUGAAUGUCCCAUUGCAUACCAGGUCGCACUCACAGUUCACUUUGUAUUGGUGAAGUCUAACAUGUUCAGAGGUUUAUGAAGAACUUUUCAAAUUAUCAAUGAACUUAGCUGAGCAAGUGUGUGUGUGUGUGUCUGUGUCUGAGAGACAAAGAGGCUGGGAGCCACAUCUCCCUGUCAGUCACCUUCACUUGUGAAUCUACACAUUCUGUGCAGCCUCCAAAUUCCUGUAUUCAGACUUCAGUGUAUAUACGUAUUUACCACGUCUGUAGGAACUAUUUAUCAUUUGCUUUUUUUUUUACUGUUCCAUUUUAUAUUAUUGUUUGGUUAUGCUUUGUAUUUUCAUAACAUAUCCUCAAAUAUAGGAGAGAAGAAUUGAUAAACAGAGUGGUUUCUUACUUUGCUGUGGCAUUUUUAUUAUGAUCAUUAUUAUCAUGAUCAUAAU
Megalops cyprinoides (Indo-Pacific tarpon) is the source of this 5666-nucleotide messenger RNA. Its product is annotated as sorbin and SH3 domain-containing protein 1. NCBI's taxonomy places the organism in Eukaryota, Metazoa, Chordata, Actinopteri, Elopiformes, Megalopidae. Gene Ontology annotation, cellular component: nucleus; cell-substrate junction; cytoplasm. Gene Ontology annotation, molecular function: protein binding. The record is from RefSeq and is a predicted model, not a curated record. Gene Ontology annotation, biological process: cell-substrate adhesion. The coding region runs from base 175 to 4593 and encodes 1472 amino acids. The transcript is spliced from 28 exons.